CGCCGUGAAGCUGGUUCUAACCGCAACAAACCGUGCGAAAGUACGAAAAAUUGUAAAAACUAGCAAUCGAGCAUUUGCAACGGCAGUGCAAAAUGUCCGACGUGGAAAUGACGGAGCAAGGCGAACAGGCCGUGAUCGACACAAUCAAGCUAGACUCCGACGAUGACGACGAUGCCACAUCUUCAGAAGGCAGCCACACGGAAGAUGAAGAAACGGAGGACGAUGACGACGAAAACGACGAUGAAUCGGUCGAGUCCAAACACAUCAAACAGUACAUUGAGAUACUGACGAAGAUUGCGGGGGACAAGUACAACUACGACAACUACGUUCAGCUGCUGGAAGUGGCACACGAAAUGAAUGACCUCGACAAGAUUCGUCAGAGUGCCGAAAUCUUUGCGGCCAUGUAUCCGCUAUCGCCGGACAUCUGGCUGCGGUGGUUAAAGAUCGAAGCGUCUCUUGCAUCGACCGACGAACAGAUCGAGAAGGUUGAAAAACUGUUCCAGCGAGCACUGACGGACUACUACUCGGCCGAGGUGGCGCUCGAGUUUGCCGGAUUGGCCCUGAAGACGGACAACAAAACGAUUGCGGAACGUAUCUGGAAAAUACUGGUACCGACGUACGCGCUACACACGUUCAAGGGAAGAUCCAUCUUCGAGGCAUACCGCGAGGAUGUUUUGGCGAAGAACGGAGAUUCCGUGGAAAGCUUCAAUCGAGUGGCUCGUAUCUACGAGCAGGAACUGAAGAUACCGCUGCGCAACAUGGAAGACUCAUACAUUGAGUAUAAACUGCUCUGCGAAAAGUACAAGUCAAUGUUGACCGAUUUGGAUGAGGAAAAGUUUGAACGACGCUACAAGCAGGCGAAAGCGGCACUCCAGCAGAUGUUGCCGCACGAGACGGCUCUUGCGGCGUUAGAAUCACACCAGCACCAGGAGCGGGCCGAGCUGUACCGCAAGUACAUCGCCGAUUGCCGGUCUGACAUUGACGACGAUGAGAAGCAAAUACUGUACGAACGGAUGGUGACUGAGUGCUGCCUGGAUGGGACCGUUUGGUUGGACUAUCUGCGGUACCUGCGCCACUUUCCUCCCGAUCCGGACGAUAAUCCUUCCUCGAUCGUCUUCCGACAAACGCCACUGGACCUGGUGAAUCGUGCCCUGCGCAACUGUACGUGGAGCGCGGAGCUGUUCGUCGAAAAGAUGCGCAUCGUUGAACGUGACCAGAAGGCGAGCUCGAAAAUGACGGUAGUAAAGAUUAUGGAAGAUGUGGCAUCGGCCGGUCUGCAAACGCCGGAAGCAUCGGUCAAGGUUUGGCUGGAAUAUCUGACGUUCUUGAGACGGUAUACGGAUUUUGAGAAUGAAAAGGAGCGCGACAUAUUGCGCGCUAACUUUGAUCUGGCGUGGAACCAGCUUGGCCGAACGUGGGGUGUGUUGGCUGAUCCACAGUGCAAGAUUUUGCAGUUUUGGGGCAGGCUUGAGUACGAUGCGUUCCGCGAACCCAAUAAGGGUCGCGAUCUGUGGCUCAGUGUAAUGGAAAGUGCCGAUAAUUCGACACGAGCCGGACUGUGGAUCGAGUUUGCCGAGAUGGAAGCCAAACGCAACGCCGACGCCGUUCGAAAGCUGUACCGCAAGGCAAUCUCCUCAAACGGCUUAGAUGAUCCGGAAACACUUGCCGCCGCAUGGUUGCGCUUCGAGCGCUGCAACGGUACGCUUGAGCAGCUCAUCUUUGCCCAGGAGCUUUGCAAGGCCACGAUUGAGAAGUACUACAAAACAUUGAUCAAACCGGUGCGCUCCGCAAAGGGAAAGCCACGGGUGGAUGCGGUGGCAAAAGACACGCCUUCUUCGGAUACGACACGGAAAGACGGAGCGACGGAUGGCACGGCCAAGAAAAAUCUAAAACGCACACACGAACAGUCUGCGGUUAACGAUGCACCGAAGGAAGAAUUCAAAGUUCCUGCCAUUCCGUCAAUCAACAGUGCACCGAAGUCAGGGGAAACGAAUUCGGAAUCGGCUGAGGAGACGCACGAACGAUCAGACGGGGAAGUGAAGCGUGCCAAACUAGAAACACCGGAAAAGGGAACCGAAACUCGCCAGGUGUUCAUCAGCAACUUAAGCUUCGAUGCGACGGAACAGGAAAUUCGAGACACUUUUCCCGAGCUUUCGAUAGAAAGCAUCGAACUUGUAGCGUCAAGUUCGGGUAAAAGUCGUGGUUUCGGUUACGUUCUGUUGUCCAACGAACAGGAUGUACCGAAAGCACUUAGCCUUGACCGUCGUCCACUGGCCGGACGCCCAGUAUUCAUUUCGAACGUAGCGCGCGAUAAAGCCAACCGACAGCAUCAGUUCAAAUAUUCUUCGGCCGUUGAACCGAACAAACUGUUUAUCAAAGGCCUUCCAUUCGAGUUAGGUCGCGACGACUUGCAGCGCCUUUUCGAACCAUUCGGGGCCAUUAAGGACAUUCGGAUCGUGUGCUUCCGAAACGGACGCUCGAAGGGUCUGGCGUACCUCGAAUACGAAACGGAGGCGGCAGCCAAGCGAGCGGUGCUGAAACUGGAUCAACACGUGAUCGAUGGGUUUACCAUCACCGUUGCCAUUUCGUCACCGCCACCAAAGAAGAAUCCAACCGCUACCGAACCGAUGAAAGCAUCCUCCGGUGCGGCGGAAGACGGUGGAGCUACCUCAAGCCUCGGUGCUGGAAAACGCCAGUUGGCGAAAGGUGACGUGAAGCAGAAACUUUCGCCGAUGAUUCCGACGGCGCUGCUCAAGCGAACAACGGCCCCCGCUGGUACGGAAAAGCCCAAAUCGAACGACGAUUUUCGUAAGCUGCUUCUUAAGUGAGCAGCAAAUGGGAAUCUUCCGAUUCGCACCCAACAUUCAUCAUAACAUUCUUCGUUCUUCGUUCGUGUGUAUUUUUUUGGAGGACUAUAAGUUUGGGGCAAUUCUCUCAACGGAGAGAGUAACAACAGUAAAAAUAGCGUAUGGAAUAGUUUUAUUCCGCCUUUUCUCUUGCUUCCAUCGUCAACCGUGUUGUGCGAUAGGCAGCGUUUGCGUUUCUUUGCGGAAGUGGUUUAUUCCGUAGUAUCCAUAAACAUCGCGAUUAAUUUUGUGUCCGUUAUCGCGGAUUCUUCCAUCAUUACUGCUACUCCACGUAAUAUUUGCUUUUCCUGUGUCGCUUUUUGUCUGUAUUUGGGUUUAUAUUUCUCACUUUGUAGU
Messenger RNA from Anopheles cruzii, 3203 nucleotides. RefSeq names its product squamous cell carcinoma antigen recognized by T-cells 3 (gene Rnp4F). Gene Ontology annotation, molecular function: RNA binding; protein binding. The record is from RefSeq and is a predicted model, not a curated record. Bases 93 to 2828 code for a protein of 911 amino acids. The transcript is spliced from 6 exons. Lineage: Eukaryota; Metazoa; Arthropoda; Insecta; Diptera; Culicidae. Gene Ontology annotation, biological process: RNA processing.